UGUAGCACGUUUCCAGAAAACAUAUCCUUGACAGCGGUUGACGUGAACCGUGCACGAGUCUUAGGACGCUCUUUUGUCUCGGUCAUAAUUGUCACAGGGAUGGUACAUCACGUGCGAAUAUUGGUCAUUAAACAGUAGACGGGAACUUACUUUGAAAAGGGCUACUGUAAAUCUGAUUGUUGAAGUUCUGAGUAACUUUAAUUCGUCUUGACAGUAAUACACGGCACAAAAAUCAAGUAUGAGUUCUAGUGAUUCUGAGCCAGAAGAGGAAGAGCAGGAGCCAGCGAUAGAUUACUCCACUUUAAGAGAGGAAUUUUUGACCGCUGUUCGGAAGAACGACAAAAUGAAGGUCAAAUUUACAAUACGAGAUCAUGCAAAAGGGAUAAAAGAGAUAGCAGGCGGUGUGGGAGAGGAUGGCUCUUGCGCCAUGACCAAGGCAGCCUUCAUGGGGUACGCCCCUAUCAUCCAGAUGAUGGUGAACGCCGGAGCUCCUGUAGACGCCGCUGACAAAGAUCAAUGGACAGCCCUGAUGGCGGCAUCCCAGAACGGGAAGUUGGAGGUGGUUGAGUUUUUGCUAGAAAACGGCGCAAAUGUCAACUGGCAAGACAAGAAGAAGUGGACAGCGCUGCAAGUGGCUGCAUAUAACGGCCAUGAGAAGGUUGCGGAGAAAUUAUUAGACGCCGGAGCUGAAAUCAACGCUGAGAACAAGAAGAAACAAUCUGCGCUCCUCAUGGCUACUAAGAACGGCCACGAAGAUGUCGCCAGCCUUCUCGUUGCCCGCGGGGCAGAGACGGACGUCAGCGUCAACGGCAAGUCGGCGCUGUUUUCGGCCGUUGAAAAGGGCAAGAAGAAAAUCGUCAAAUCGCUUUGUGAGAGUGGGGCCACGCCAGAACCGGAACACGAAGGGGUGACCGCACUUUACGUUGCUGUGGAGCACUCUUACAGAGAGAUAGUGGAAACUCUCUGCCACCACGGCGCCAAGCCUAACAAUGCGCAUAAAAAUGGGAAAUCUGCCCUUUACCUUGCGGUAGAAAACGGCAAAGAAAAAAUUGUCAAAACACUCUGCGAACACGGAGCAGAGACCAACACUUCCAUGCGAAAUAAAGCUGCGCUCUUCCUCGCUGUAGAAAUGGGAGAGAAUGAAAUAGUUAAGACCCUCCUCAAACACGGGGCAAAGCCCAACGUUGACUUUAAGGGCAAAUCGGCUCUUUUCCUCGCUGUGGAGAAAAACGAGAAAGACAUGGUCAAAGAACUGCUUGGGAAAAAGGCCAACCCUAACACAGAAUUUGAAGGGAAGUACCCACUACAUGUAGCCGCCGAAACCGCAUGUGUGCCCAUAGUGCGAAAGCUCCUGCUGGACGGAGCCAAACCAGAUGCCAUAACCAAAGCCAACAGCGAAACUGCCACACACAUAGCAACGCGACUUGGGGACAAGGAAAAACUCAAGAUAAUGCUAACUAACGGAGCCAAUCCUAACAUCCUUGAUGGCAAAGGUAAAACAGCCUUACACGUGGCAACAGAACUGCGUGAUCUGGAUGCAAUGACACUGCUUCUGAAACACAAGGCAAGUCCCAAUGCCAAAGACAGCAAGGACGGUACCGCGAUCCAUGUAGCAGCCUCGCUCCAGUUCUUAGACUGCGUAGAGUUGUUGCUUUCCAAGGGAGCAAAACCCAAUCUCAUAAGGAAAGGACAGAUGGCGCUGCAUAUAGCCGUAGAGUUAGGCAAUCUUGAGAUGGCAAAGCUUCUUAUGGCCAGAGGUGCAAGCGUGGACGGACAUGGGGAUAGCGGCACAACUCCUCUCAUUAUCGCUUCCUCUCGUGGGGACAUUCCCAUAGUGAAACUUCUUCUUGAAGGGUUUGCCGAGAUUAACAAGCAGAACACUGCCGGAACAAGCCCGCUCCAUGCUGCAUGCGCAUCUGAAAGUCCAAACAGAUAUGAAGUUGUUGAUAUCCUUCUAAACGCGGGGGCAAACGUUCAUGCGAAAUCCAAAAAGGGAACACCUUUGAAGAUCGCUUUGAACAGGCGUGAUCUUAAGUUGGUUCUCAUACUGAUCGACGCUGGGGCCAAUGUUAAUACUAAAUCAGACCAAGGUCUUGUCGCCCUGAAAAUGACACUUGAAAAAGAUAUGGAUGAGCAGUCACUAAAUUUAAUUUGCGCUGGUACCCAGUUAGCCGACCUGGUGAUUAAGAAGGAUCUCCUGUACCAGUCCCUUUUCCGCGCUGUGAAAGCCAACUUGGUCGAGGUUGUCAAAGAGGUGUUAAGUAUACCCAAGGGCAUCGACGUCAAUACCCAGGAUGAGAACGGUUGGGGCCCAUUGCAUCACGCCUGUGAUCUUGGCUACCUGAAAAUGGUGAAAUAUCUGGUCACAACUAAAGCAAACGUGCACCUGGCCGAUCCGGAAUAUAGAACACCGCUGUAUGUUGCUGCCAGAAGUGGGCAUGCCGCUGUGAUCAGCACACUGCUGGCCUACGGAGCGAGCAUCGAUGUCAGAGAAAAAGAUACGAGGAGAACACCCCUCCACGCCUGUGGCAUGAACGGCCACUCUGACGCUGCCCUCGUUCUGAUUCGCGCCGGCGCCAAAAUCAACGCCUACCGUGUGGAUGACUAUACACCGCUCCACGAAGCGUGCGCCAAUGGUCAUAAGCAAUGUGCUAUCACCCUGAUAAGCAAUGGCUCGCAGCCGUAUUUUAAGACUACUGCAGGGUUGACUCCUCUUCAGGUGGCGACUGAAGCGGGACACAAGGACAUGGCUUGGGCAAUUAUGGCCCAUAACUCAAAAUUAACGGAGAAGGCCUCAACCCGUCGCCCCAGUGGGAACUCUCUUUUGUCCCUGACUAAGCAACCAAAUAAGAUUAUCGGGAUGCUAAAAGCUGCAAAGAAUGCGGAGGAAGGUGGAGGCCAGCAGACAAAAGCCGAUUCAUUGCUAGAAAAAGAACCCUCCCAAUCCUCUGGGUGA
Molecule: messenger RNA, 2956 nt
Organism: Lingula anatina
Lineage: Eukaryota; Metazoa; Brachiopoda; Lingulata; Lingulida; Lingulidae
Molecular function (GO): protein binding
Source: RefSeq, a predicted model, not a curated record